This is a messenger RNA of Haemorhous mexicanus (house finch), 2391 nucleotides long. RefSeq names its product regulator of G protein signaling 17 (gene RGS17). The transcript is spliced from 5 exons. NCBI's taxonomy places the organism in Eukaryota, Metazoa, Chordata, Aves, Passeriformes, Fringillidae. The record is from RefSeq and is a predicted model, not a curated record. The coding region runs from base 243 to 875 and encodes 210 amino acids.
CAACCUCUCUCUCCCUCUCUCUCGUUCUUUCUCGCUGCCCCUCUCCCUCCCUCCCUCCCUCCCUGCCUGCCCGCCUGCCUGCCGCCGCCUCCCUCCCUCUCCCCGCCGGCUGGGUGCUGAAGUUGGGCGGAUGGCAGCGAAGCAGCUGCGCUAGGGGACGAGCCGCACCAGCCCUUCCCGGGAUCGCUCAGCGCCAACUGCACGCAGCCGGGCGGGGCCACUUGGGCACUGAAGUAGCUGAAAUGAGAAAGAGGCAGCAGUCACAAAAUGAAGGAACAUCAGCUGUGUCUCAAGCACCUGGAAACCAAAGGCCCAACAACACAUGUUGCUUUUGUUGGUGCUGUUGCUGCAGCUGUUCAUGCCUCACUGUUAGGAAUGAAGAUAGAGGAGACAAUGCAGGAAGGCCAACACAUACAACCAAAUUGGAGAGUAUCCAGGUCAUAGAAGAAUGCCAAAACCCUACUGCAGAUGAAAUUUUGUCAUGGGCUCAGAAUUUUGACAAGAUGAUGAAAACACCAGCUGGGAGGAACCUUUUCAGAGAGUUUCUUAGAACGGAGUAUAGUGAGGAGAACCUGCUUUUCUGGCUUGCAUGCGAAGAUCUAAAGAAGGAACAGAACAAGAAAGUUAUUGAAGAAAAAGCAAGACUUAUAUAUGAAGAUUACAUUUCUAUACUAUCACCGAAAGAGGUUAGUCUUGAUUCCCGGGUGAGAGAAGUGAUCAACAGAAACUUGUUGGAUCCCAGCCCCCACAUGUAUGAAGAUGCCCAGCUCCAGAUAUACACCUUGAUGCACAGAGACUCUUUUCCAAGGUUUUUGAACUCUCAGAUUUAUAAGUCUCUUGUUGAAAGUAUUACAGGCUCUACUUCUGAAACUUAGUUUUAAUUUUCAAACAAAUAACUUGAUUUUUUUUUUUUUGGGUGGGUGGGAUGGAAGAAAAUUAGUUUAAUAACAUCUGGAGCUGGGUUCCUGGAGAACUACUCAGGCUACUGUGAAGAAAAAAAAAUACAUAUUACGGUCUCUGUCUACAUUUUUACCAAGGUCCUCCUUGCUCAAGAUGGCAUGGGAGGGGAUCAAUGGAUUUGCCAAAAUACAUUUGUUUCACACUCCUUUCACCCUACUGCAGUCAAGAUUGCAAUGAUGUAUUUGUAGUUUUAUGAACAGUCUCCUUGUGUAUCCUCACACUGCAUGUGCAAGGUAAAACUGCUUCACUUACCACUUAGUUGUUGCAAUAUUUAAUCAAAUAACAUAAAUUAUAGCUGUAUUUAAAAACUUUUUUUUGUGCAAUACAGUCCUAUGGUACAUAGAAACAAUUACAGCAAACCAGAAAGAGGCUUGCAUUUUUUAACAUCACUAACUAAAAAGCCAAUUUUUAAGGUGUAGCAUUAUUCUACAUGCUCUACUGAGUACAAUACACUGACUUUUUGAAGCCAAUAUUUCUGUACAGAGAAAAAGAGCUAUUUAUCACUGUUUAUUUAAAAUAAAUCAAGCGGAGGAUUCCUCUGGUUGUUCACUGCCAAAACUGUGGCAUUUUCAUUACAGAGUUUGCAAUGUCAAAGAAAAAGAAAAAUAAAAGGAGAAAAAAAAAAGCACAAAUCAUUUAAAGGGAUCCAUUUCUGGGGGACACAAUCUAUGCGCUGAUAUUGUUUAAUUGUUAAAAGAACAAAGAUUUUCAAUGUACAUUUCAGAUGUCAGAUACUGUAAUUGAUUUAUUAAAGACUGGCUAUCCAGUUCUAACACUGUUGUAUAAUGUUAUGUACUUCAGAAAAAAAAAAAAAAGAAACAAGAAACAACACAAAAAGCUUGAUAAUUUAGUUUUUUGAAUAAAGAAAUUUAAUAAAAGAUUGCCUACAUGUAGCAUUUUAGAGCAUUUUAGAACAUUUUGAUGAACUGCAUCUGUUCUGUAAGAUAUUUUUUUUGGAAAGCUAAAUCCGGUAAAAAAUGCUUUUAAAUGAAGUAACGUUUUACGAGGUAGAGGGUUAAAGAAGACUUAUCCUAGCUUCUAGCCUCAUUGAUUUUGAACAACUCCUUGAAAACAAGGGGUUUGGGGAGUAAUAUAAACCAAACUUCAAGGGCUUCUAAACCCACAGAUCUUACCCAAGCAAAAUGCCUAGAGAAACACAAUGGGUAUCUUUCCUGGGUAAAGAUUCCUGUACUGAGCCCUUACUCAUAGCUAAGGCAGCACAGUACUCCCAUCACUAGGCUGCCAUGGUGUUUUUAAUAGGUGUCUGCUUGGCCUUUUUAUCAAAGAAUGUCCAGUUUCAGGACACAUUUUGAUGUUUAAAGAGACAGUGACUUGGAACUUAAAAAAACCCCAUCUUCAUACCUACCCUACACAAGCAAAAUGAGUGUUAGCAUCCCUCAUAAACUGCUAAAGAUACACCAAGAAAUUGCU